This is a messenger RNA of Vespa mandarinia (Asian giant hornet), 2040 nucleotides long. RefSeq lists its product as uncharacterized. The record is from RefSeq and is a predicted model, not a curated record. NCBI's taxonomy places the organism in Eukaryota, Metazoa, Arthropoda, Insecta, Hymenoptera, Vespidae.
AAUUGUGAAACAGACGAACACGUUGUAACAUAGACGAUGUUGUAACACCGUCAAUGAUCAGAAACCGUUCUCUGUAUCGUUGUAAACUGUUAUCGAGCAAACAUCGUUAAAGCCUCUGUGUUUUCGCUUCUAAUUACUCAUUGCCCUGAUUAGUGUUAUGACCUGGUAUGCCCGGUGAAAGGAAAACGACGAUCAAAUUUGUUCGGCUUACGUCUAUGGAUUUACGCGAAUUUCUAGUUCUCUAUAUCUUAAUUGAUUUUCCACUAGAAAAUACAAUUUACUAUUUCCUUGAUUCCCGAUUGCUUCAACGAUAUAUGAACAAUGGGAUGAAAUUAUAUGAUAUUAUUUCUAUAAAGUGAAUUUUGUGAAUUUCGUAAAGCUUGUAUAAUCGACUUUGACAAUCGAUUAGAACGUUAUGACGGCAAACGGAAGAAAUUAAUUGGAUUAAAGUACGUAUAACCAAAGAAAAUCUUAAAUAUUGAAAGAUAUGAUUGAACCUAUCGAAAUCAUUUUUUCAAGAUGUCACAAGGUUGUCCGUCGGUUUCUCAUCAGCUUGCCGCUGCAUCGAUCGCCUUUCGUCGUGCUCGUAAAAAAUUUCCGAAGGAUUACGGCGUUAGAUCUAAAGACAAUAAAACCGAAAUAGAAUGGAUCAAGAAAAACAAGAACGAUCAACCUGUGAGCUCUUCGUCCGCGAAAUGUAUGAGUAACAACGACAAAUCACAGUGUUUUUGUUCGCCGUCCGUGUACAGCGAUGAUGAUCCACGUUAUUUGUCGGCAAAACAAAGUUUAUCGAUUAAACAAAGCAAAUGUACAUGUUGCCGACAUAACAAGGAAUAUUUCGAAGAAUCUACAAGAUGGUCAAACGAUCAAAGUGCCGUUGGAGAUGUUUUAGAUAAAGUAUCAACUCGCGAACAAUUUAUCGAUGUUGAAUCAAGAAAAUCGGUAGAUCGAUACAAUCACGACCUAGAAAGAGAUACGAAGAAUAAUUUUACACAUCUCACGAGAAGAAAGUGUACAUGCUGUCCGAUGUCUAUCAAAAAACGCAUAGAAAAUGAUCCAUCGAAGUUAGAUUCCAUUGAUCUUUUAUACGUUGCAUCGCACGAGAAACAUUGUUGCGUUAAUUCUAUAGACAAUCGUGAGCGUCUCGCUGAAGACGAAACGCUUGAUCAUUUUUCACGAAGGAACCGGGACGAUCAGGAGCUUCGUCGAUCGUGCUCGAAAUUAGAUAAGUCGACGACAAGGAAAGAAGAAAUCUCACCUUUGCUUCGCACGUGUGACCCUCGGUCCCCACGAGACAUUAAUCUCGAUCUCUUACGAUCACCCGAAGACCAUCGGCCUCGUCUCUGUCAUCGUUGUCCUGCCUGUCCUCGUCACUCCUGUCGACAACGAUGCCACUUUUGUCAGCAGAAAAGCGAAAGGAUUUCUAAUUUUCUCCCGGUCGGUUGCACGUGCCUGUCUAUUCUGGGUAAUCGCCGUGGCUGUUCGUCGAAGGAUCACGAGAGGAUACGAACUUAUGGGAAGAAGGAGGAAGAGGAAGAGGAGGAUGAGAAUGUAGGAGUUAUCGAUCACAAAGAUUCGAUAUCCAUUCUCAUGGAAAAGUAUAAGUCGAGAGACGCGCAGGAGGAACGACAGAAAAGGAAGAAUCGAUCGAAGGGAAAUGAAAGGACCGGCAAUUGUUACGAGGAGUCGCAAACUUCGAGAAUUCUCGCUCGCGAAAACAGAAAGGAUUCGACGGAGGGCUUGGAAAAUUCCAAGAGUUGCGAUCGCUGUAGAUGCCAAGAAAAUCGUCUAAGAUGGAAGGAACAGGAGGAAAGGGAGCAAGAGGAAAAGACGCUCCUGUUCGAUGAUGGCCGUAAUCGGAUUCGUGGCGAAGGCGAUUUCUAUCGAAGGAAGAAGCCUGCCCGAUCGAAAUUCGGAGUACCCUGGAGACAUACCUUUUGACGACCCUAUCCUUUGCCAGUUUACUUCCCUCUAUACAUAUACUUUUUAUAUCCUUUUUUUUAUCCGCAAAUUUUAUAAACGUCUAUAUAACAUUUUUAU